Gymnodraco acuticeps is the source of this 3349-nucleotide messenger RNA. RefSeq names its product terminal nucleotidyltransferase 4B (gene tent4b). NCBI's taxonomy places the organism in Eukaryota, Metazoa, Chordata, Actinopteri, Perciformes, Bathydraconidae. Gene Ontology annotation, biological process: RNA 3'-end processing. The record is from RefSeq and is a predicted model, not a curated record. Gene Ontology annotation, molecular function: mRNA binding; poly(A) RNA polymerase activity. Gene Ontology annotation, cellular component: TRAMP complex; nucleolus.
GUUGCACGAGGAGGUCAGCGACUUUCGAGUCCAUCUCUCCACGACCGGAGGAGGAGAAGAUGAGGCUAGAGGUUGUGGACAGAAUAAAGGAAGUCAUCCACGACCUGUGGCCCAGCGCUGAGGUCCAAGUGUUUGGGAGCUUCAGCACGGGUCUUUAUCUGCCAACAAGUGACAUUGACCUGGGUUUUGGGAAAUGGGAGACACUCCCGCUGUGGACGCUGGAGGAGGCGCUCCGGAAGAGGAACGUCGCCGACGAGAACUCCAUCAAAGUGUUGGACAAGGCGACGGUUCCCAUCAUCAAGCUGACCGACUCCUUCACUGAGGUCAAAGUGGACAUCAGCUUCAACGUGAAGAGUGGCGUAAAAGCUGCCCGGCUCAUAAAGGAAUUCAAAGAGAAAUACCCCGUGCUGCCUUACCUGGUGCUGGUGCUGAAGCAGUUCCUCCUGCAGAGGGACCUGAACGAGGUUUUCACCGGAGGGAUCGGCUCCUACAGCCUGUUCCUCAUGGCUGUCAGUUUCCUGCAGCUUCACUACAGGGAGGAUGUGUGCAGUCCCAACAUCAACUUCGGCGUUCUGCUCAUCGAGUUCUUUGAGCUCUACGGUCGCCACUUCAACUAUCUGAAGACAGGCAUCCGGAUCGCUGACGGAGGCUGCUACGUGGCCAAAGACGAGGUUCAGAAGAGCAUGGACAGCUACAGGCCCUCCAUGCUCUACAUCGAGGACCCUCUGCAGCCAGAUAACGAUGUGGGUCGCAGUUCAUACGGGGCCAUGCAGGUGAAGCAGGCGUUUGACUACGCCUACGUGGUGCUCAGCCACGCCGUGUCCCCCAUCGCCAAAUACUACCCCAACAACGAGACCGAGAGCAUACUGGGUCGAAUCAUCCGAGUCACACAGGAAGUGGACGACUACAGGGAAUGGAUCCGGAAGAACUGGGGGAGCCCGUCUCAGAACGACCUGCCGCUCAACAAAAAUGACGUCAGGCAGUUUGAGUCCAAGCAGCUCGAUGAGUGCAACAACAACGUCCCGGAUGAUGAUGAAGAUGACGACGAAGAUGAAGAUGUUGUUGUUCUACCGUCUGCGCCCUGUAGCAAAACCUCCUCAAACUCCUCCUCGCCGUCUCCCUCCCUGCGCUCCUCUCCCUCCUCCCCUCUGUCGCCUUCCUCCUCCUCCAUCUCCACUUCCAGCGACGCGGACUCUGACGGGACGCCCUGUAAGACGGCGAAGCAGCAGCCGCCGCCGACCGGCCGGGGGAACAGCAAACACAGAGAAAAGUCUGCGGUCGUCAAUAACAACCGAUCACAGAGCAACAGCAACAGCACUCCAGCAGGAAGCAACAAGGGAGGAAAGGCCAGGAUGUCUCGUUCUCACCAGAAGAGCGGCAACCACACACAGCAGAGCUCGACCUCCACCACCACCAAAAGUCAACAGAGCAACAAGCCUCACCAGCAGGGCAACAGCAAGAAGAGGAAAAAUGUGCGGGACUCCACACAGGAAGAGCUCUGCAGAUAGGGGACACCAUGCGUCUCUGUGACUGUCCUGUCCCUCUACUUCUGCUGCAGAGUCAGCCUCCGGAGGUCGUUGGGAGAUGAACCCACAGCCAAUCUGUCGAGCUUCUUACGGGGAAGUUGGCAAGGAAAUAAAAAGAACAAAAAAAAAUAAAGAAUUGUUUUAGGAAAAGGGAGUUUCAUUUCUUGGACCUGGAUUGAGAUCGUAAGGAUAAACGCUCACACGCCUCCCUAAAGCUUCUCUUACGGAGUGGAUUUCCUUCCCACAGCCACAAAAACAUGCCUCUUGCGCCUCCUGCUGUACGGGAACACAGGAAUAAUCGACUGCGGAGCAAAACCUGCUGCUGCUGCUGCUGGCUGGAAAUACAAUGAUGUUUUUAUCCCCAAAAAAAAAGGAAAAAAUGGCUGAAAAUGUACAAAAUCAAAGAUGUGUGAGAACAGAUGUUAUAACGAUGGUUACUUACAAAUGCAAUCAGUUAGAGUGGGACAUAACUUAUGCAUGAUUUUUUUUUUUUCGUUGGUUGAUUUUUCUGUUAAUCUGUUUUGUUAUGUCUAAACAGAUUAUACAAAGAUUUGUAAAAAAAAAAAAAAAACACAUACGCAAAAAACGAAUAUAUACGAGUAAGAAGAAAAUGUUUCAUAAUACCUUUUUACAAGAUAUACCGAUGGAAGACAUGUAAACCUGCCCUUUUUUUGGCCAAAGCCAAGAUUUUGGGCGUCCCAUUGCCAACAUAUAUCAUCAGCAUUGACUUCUCUCUGUGAGUGUUCACAUACACACACAUCACUAAAGACCUCUGCACACAUCACUAAAGACCUCUGCACACAUCACACCAGUGCAGAUGAGACUACAGGUAUACAUGAACAAGAGGUGGUUUUUAUCCAGAAAUGCUACUCUUGGUGUGUUAACUGUUGGUGUUCCUUUUGGUAAUUUACCCACUGCAAAAUCAUUUGUAUUUGUUAAAUGUAUUUAUUUUUUUAUUAAUUAUAUGAACAUAGUAUGGAGAGAUGUAUAAUUAACAUUAGAGCCUGUAUCGUUGAGGCCUAUAUUGAAGUAGGGUGAGUUGAGCGCGAGGGUGGGAUAUGUUCAGGUUCAGAAAAAUAAUCACAUUUAUUAUCAAUUCAUUUGUUUUUUUCAGUGACAGUUGAGUGACCAAGUUUCUUUUAAGACGUUAAGAGACCAUUUUAAAAGUCCAACAGUAAGGACUCUGUUUUAAUGUGUGGCUGGUCUACCUACUUUAAAAGCAAACUGUAUUUUAUUUCUGAAAUAUCAUAGCAACAAUCUUCAAUAUGUCCGCUCCCUCUCUCCUGUAGAUGGCGUCAUUGCUCAGACUCUGAAUCCACAGUUUGGAUACUGCUUUUGGAUGGGUCCUUUCUGCGUGAUUUCUUUAAAUAAUGUUCUGAUUAUUCAUCCGAAUGAGCAGCACAUGUGGAGUGCAUGCUGGAGGGGGUUUCCCACCAAAAGCACACCACCACCAUCCUCUUUUUGUCUCAACAGGUAGACAGCAAUAACAACAGCCUUUUCAUGAAAUGCAGAAUGAUCCUCUUCAGACUCACCGCUGUUCCAUCUUCUGUGUUCAGACACUGAAGCAUAUUUUGAUAACUUGCAGCCAACUGUAUGUGGUGUUGAAAAGUUGAAGGUACAAUUGAUCGCCCCCCUCUUUCCUCAUCCCUCGGUGCUACAGUGGAGGUUUUAAAUGCAGUGUGUAAGUGCUGGAGAAUCAAGUUAGCCGUGCCAUCUGAAUGUCCACUGACCAUGUUCACUGCAGGAAGGAUUCAAACCCAACUGUACUCAUCUGAAACGUCUGCAGCUACUACAAUUCAUGCAAUAAAAACAGUCCAAUUACA